UGUGUUUUGAUGCCUAGGUAUUUCCAGAAACAGGAUUAAAUUCGUUUUUCUCUGCACGGUGGAAUUCAGCCAUAUUCUCCUGUUAGCAUAUAGAAGGCCAACUCAUUUCCUACAGUUCUCUUGGGCAGCUUUACAGAAACAUUGGCAAUGCGAUUGGGUUUAUGUGUGAUUAAACUAAGACUUUGAAGAGUGGGCCUAAUAAUGUUGAGAAGAGGAAAAGCUCCUUGAGGUCCUGCUCGGAUCAAAAACUUUGUAUUCUUACUCCUCCUUGGAUACUCUUGUAGUUAACAUUCUGCUUGCUCAUUUCUCUCCUAGAACUUUACAAAACUCCCCCUGUGUUAGGAAUGGCCGCCCUGCACAAUGCUUGUGAGUGGUCUUUGGAGUUACAGCAUCUGAGUUUCAACUCCACCUUCUUUUCCUAUGUGACAUAUUUUCUAUCUAUCCACUUUUCAGCCUGUCGUUCCUGUUUACAGAUACUGGUUCAGUGAUAGGCAUUGGAAUUCCUUUAUUGUUACCUCCUGAAAUCUGUGUGUCUCCUUUCUUUUUCCCCUCCUGGGUUGCUGUGCCCACUUGCUUGGAUGAUUAUAGCCUUAAGUAAGGAUCCACUGUGCUCACAUUAUUCCAGUCCCUAUAUUUUGGAUUAGUUUCUGUAAAAGCUGUGUGUGUUGAUCUUAAUCUAGACAGGCACACAAGCAUCUUACAUUUUGAAGCCCCAAACUGAGUUGGCAUUUCCCCAAAAUUUGUUACCUACUUUGGGGACUGACAUUAUUAAACUGGUAUCCCAGCUAAAAACUGAGAGUCACUCAAAGACUCCAUAGUCCUCAUUAUGACCUUUUCAAAAAAAUUCCCCUAAGCUUGCUUGAAUCUAUCUCCUUCGUCCCCACUGACUCUGCCUCUUUACCACAAACUGAUUCUUCCAUUUUCUGUAUUCCUUUUCCCCAGACUGGAAUCUGAUACUUUACUCCCUGGAUUAUAAUAUGCCUCCAAAAUGUGCUUUUAGUUUCCUUUCUCUGCUGAUGUUUGUAAAAUAGAAUAUAAUUACUUACUCUUGAGAAUUUUUAAAUCCAUAUCUAAAAGUUUUUAGUGUAAGCUUUAAACAUGCAAAAAUAUACCUUAACCUUUUACAUACCCAAUUAUACCAACUUGGGAGUUGUGGUUUCUGCUUUUCAAAGGUGAGCAAAUGCUUCAGCUGUUUUGUACGGUUGCUUUUUCUUCUGAAUAUUCCUACCUUAUUUCUCCCCCAAAUUUAUCCUAUUGUAAUUUAAAAGUUCUUACCACUCCAGCAUGCUACAUCAAAAAGCAUAUAAAGUGCUAUUUUCUUUGGUUUUAAUACCCGAUAAAUUAUAACCAUAGUUAAUUCAUAGUGGAUAAUGGGUAAAAACCAAGUGACUUAUGUUUUAAGCAAAAAGCAAAAUUUUUAUUGAAAGUGCAUCUUUUAAAGAAAUAGACUUAGGUAUCUGGUGCGCCUUAUGAUCUCAAAUUGUCUCAUAGUUAGGACCUCACUAGUUUUAUCUUUUUUAAAUGUUUGUAAUGGACACAUAGUAGCUCACCUUUUGACAGUGCAAGGUAUAAGAUGGGGAUGGAAGGACACCUUCCUUUUGUGAGAUAGAAAGGAAGUGAAGCAGCUGAUAGGAAAGGGACAGACAACAGCUUUGGAAAUAAUAUGUGGAAGCUGUUGAAUUGAUAUGGUGUUGAUCCUCUGAAAAUGCAAAGCCUUGUUGUAUAUUUCUUGUAAGUGUGGGCCUUUAGCUGUGUAUUGAGGAAAGAAUGGACUUUUCCAGAUGAGUGUUGGGGUCUGGGGAAUACUACAGGUUCAUAUUCAUAAAGAUCCAAAAGUGAAUUAUGGGGAGAUGCAGAAAUAAUGGACUUAGUAGGCCUUGCUCAAUGAGUCACUUUAAAUGCUGUUUAUCAGUCUGAAUAUUAGUUGAGGUAGAGAGGCAGAGUUAAGGAAUUAGCUUAAUUGUGAAAAUAUCCAAAGCAAAUUGUAUCUUCAGUUUUUACUUAUGUGAUUCUUCUUUGAAUGGACUUAAAAUCCCACAUUAUACACAUGCAUUUACAUGUAGCCUUUUGUUUUCGAAUUUACUUUUUUUAGAUGAGAUUAUUUGAGAACAUAAUUGUUUGUUGUGGUCUUUCACAGAUUACUCAAAGGGUUGCUUAAUAUUGAAAGUAUGGAGCCAUGCCCCCAUAAGCAAUUUCUAAAUCUAGAUUAAGUUCCCUUUCUCUUUUCCACUCCUUUCUUCUCAAACUAGAAUAAGAGUUUUUUUCUGCUGAAAUGUCUUAUCUGUCUGAGAGGCUCCCUAUCCCAUCAUCUUUAUCCCUUCCUUUAUUCUAUUUUGCAAAAGGAAGGCAUUUUCAUGUCCCCGUCUUACACCUUGCAUUGUCUAUCUCAGGAUAGACAAACUGCUGCACGUCCAGAACAGGUCAAGCGUGUGAGGAUUGGCAGUGCCCUAGGUGUGAGUUCCAGCACUUGCAGCUGCUGGUUUAUUACUUCCUUGGUCAGUCAGCAAUUGCUUCUUGAAUGAGUGUUUCUCUACUGAGGCUGAGCAUGUUAAUCUAAAAAAUCUGAAGGGUUUUGAGUGUUAAUAUGAUAUUCAAAAGCCUCAGGACACCCAACCAGAAAAAUGUAAGCAAGUUGAAAGCAUUCUUGGUUUCAAGUGUUUUGAAUAAGAACAUUCAACCUUUAUCAUUUAAAUGAGCCAACCUACAUGUUCAUGCUAACCAGAGUUUAGAUGAUGACUUAUUUAGAAGCAUUAUGCACAUUAGAAAGUUGGCUUUAUUUCUGAAUGAAAUGAAAAUUUACUUUGAGUUGUUCUCUAAAUCCUCAUUCCUUAGAGGCAAGGACAGACCACUUUUGAGUCAUAUCUCAGAUACUGUGACUGGGUUCCUGUUAGAAUUUUAGGAUCCUAGAAUUUCAGCACUUUUAGGAAAAAGGCAGUUAAAUUACCAGUCGAUACAGUAACCCUUUGAAUGCUGAUUGUGUUAUGAUUGCUGUCUCCUUGAUUAUCAUUUGACACUCCCAAAACAAAAGCAAACUUUGCCUGGAAGGGAGGAACAGUUUAAUUGGUGAUGCUUUAGUGGCUGUGUCUUUGCUAAAAGAGUCAGAUCUCCUUGCACUGGUGCUGAUCAUAAUACACUAAUUUUCUACAUUUUAGAUGUAAGACAGAGCUGGAUGUGGUAGAACAUGCCUUUAAUCCUCCCAGCACUUGGGACUCUGAAUUCAAGGCUACUCUGAUCUAUGCCAUAGGUGGUCUUCACAUUAUCCUCUGCAAUCUCUCCUAAGUGGUUAUCGGUGCAGCUGUAACGAUGAGCACACAUCUUACGGAGAAACGGGAGUCCCAGUUCCUCCUUUUGGAUGCACCUUCUGUACUGCUCCCAGUAUGGAGCAUAUAUUAGCAGUUGCUAAUGAAGAAGGCUUUGUCAGAUUAUAUAAUACAGAAUCACAAACUAGCAAAAAGACAUGCUUCAAGGAGUGGAUGGCUCACUGGAAUGCUGUCUUUGACCUGGCGUGGGUCCCUGGUGAACUUAAACUUGUUACAGCAGCCGGUGAUCAGACAGCCAAAUUUUGGGAUGUAAAAGCUGGUGAGCUAAUGGGAACAUGCAAAGGCCACCAGUGCAGCCUCAAGUCUGUAGCUUUUUCCAAGUUUCAAAAAGCUGUGUUCUGUACUGGUGGGAGAGACGGCAACAUUAUGAUCUGGGACACCAGGUGCAACAAAAAAGAUGGAUUUUAUAGACAAGUGAAUCAAAUCAGUGGCGCUCACAAUACUGCAGACAAGCAAACCCCUUCAAAACCCAAGAAGAAACAAAAUUCAAAAGGACUUGCUCCAUCUGUGGAUUCCCAGCAGAGUGUUACUGUGGUCCUCUUUCAGGAUGAGAAUACAGUAGUCUCAGCAGGAGCCGUGGAUGGAAUAAUCAAAGUAUGGGAUUUACGCAAGAAUUACACUGCUUAUCGACAAGAACCCAUAGCAUCCAAGUCUUUCCUGUACCCAGGUACCAGCACUAGAAAACUAGGAUACUCGAGUUUGGUUCUAGACUCUACUGGCUCUACUCUGUUUGCUAACUGCACAGAUGACAACAUCUAUAUGUUCAAUAUGACUGGCUUAAAGACUUCUCCACUGGCUGUCUUCAAUGGACACCAGAACUCUACCUUUUAUGUAAAAUCAAGUCUUAGUCCAGAUGACCAGUUUUUAAUCAGUGGUUCAAGUGACGAAGCUGCCUACAUUUGGAAGGUUUCUAUGCCAUGGCAUCCUCCUACCGUACUCCUGGGUCAUUCUCAAGAAGUCACGUCUGUGUGCUGGUGUCCAUCAGACUUCACCAAGAUUGCAACCUGCUCUGAUGAUAAUACACUAAAAAUCUGGCGCUUGAACAGAGGCCUAGAGGAGAAACCAGAAGGUGAUAAACAUUCCAUAGUAGGUUGGACCUCUCAGAAGAAAAAGGAAGUGAAAGCCGGCCCAGUAUCGGCACCAAAUAGCCUGAGCACCCCUGCCAAAGCCCCCAGGUCCCAGUGCAGCCCAUCUGCUUCCUCUCCUUCAUCAGCUCGUACUCCAAGCUGUGCGGGAGACCUCCCCCUUCCCUCAAAUACCUCCACCUUCUCAGUCAAAACCACUCCGGUCACGACCCGUUCUCCAGUCAGCAGAAGAGGUUCCAGCUCUUCUGUGUCUCCCAAGCCACCCUCAUCUUUCAAGAUGUCACUUAGAAACUGGGUGACCCGAACACCUUCCUCAUCACCACCUGUCACUCCACCUGCUUCUGAGACAAAGAUCUCAUCUCCGAGAAAAGCCCUUAUUCCUGUGAGCCAGAAGUCAUCACAAGCAGAUGCUUGCUCUGAAUCUAGAAAUAGAGUGAAGAGGCGUCUCGACUCGAGCUGUCUGGAGAGUGUGAAACAAAAGUGUGUGAAGAGUUGCAACUGUGUCACUGAGCUUGACGGCCAAGUGGAGAGUCUUCAUUUGGAUCUGUGCUGCCUUUCCGGCACCCAGGAAGUCCUUAGCCAAGAUUCUGCGGGUCCUACCAAAUCAAGCAAGACGGAAGGUACUGGCACGAGCAUCUCAGAGCCCCCUUCUCCUGUCAGUCCUUUUGCUUCUGAAGGCUGUGGACCACUGCCUCUUCCUUUGGGACCUUGUGGAGAAGGAUCUGAAAUGGUGGGCAAAGAGAAUAGCUCCCCAGAGAAUAAGAACUGGUUGUUGGCCAUGGCAGCCAAACACAAGGCGGAGAAUUCAUCCCCAAGAAGUCCAUCAUCCCAGACACCCAGUUCCAGGAGACAGAGUAGAAAGACGUCACCAGGCCCGGUCACCAUUACCCCCAACUCCAUGAGGAAGAUAUGCACAUAUUUUCGCAGAAAGACUCAAGAUGACUUCUGUAGUCCUGAACAUUCAACUGAGUUAUAAAUUCUAAUCUCAAAGUUUGAUGAACUUGGGUCUACAAAGAUUUUUUUAAAAACCUUUAAAAUCUGGUCUUUAAGAAAAUGGUCAUGUUUUGAUUUUGGAAAAAAGUUCUAAUACUCUUUGGCAGACCUAGUCAAACCCCACUGUGUAUAGACACAGCAGCCUGGGUGAGUGCUGUAUCCAGUUCACGGGGCGGCUUGUCCUCUGCAGUCUGUGAUAACCACAUCCAGCUCAUGGAUGCAGAAAGCCAGGCAUGCUUCUAUGGCUAUGGAGAGUGUCCACUAGCCCAGCAUAGGGCCCAUCUGUGAGGCCAGUCUGAAGUCAUCCUUUGCAGAAGGUAGAUGCCUUAAGCAAUCGUGAGCUUAUUUGAAAUACAUAAUUUGUUCACUAUACUUUUGUGUGUGUGUUUCUCAAACUGUAUGAAGAUGUGAUAUUCAUGGAGUACAUUCAUACUGUUUUCAUGGACCGUAUUUUGAGUUGAGGUCGUGAUUAUUUUAAAUGCGGUGAUCAAUGUCAUGUCUUUGGAGAACAUAGGAGAAAACAACAGAGAGCUGGAUUUGUUUCCAUGAAAGCUGGGGAGGUCCCAUAUUUUUUUUACCAGAUUUCUAUUACAAACCAGCAUCACUCAUGUGUGGGGGAGGCACUUUCUUGAGAGGGAUCCUUUAUAAAAUCAGUAUACACUAAAACCAGAGUCUACAUUUAAGUGUAAUUCUCAGUUUUCUAGGUCUGUGACUUUUUUAAAAUGCCAUUAGAUUUUUAAGAUAAAGUAAUUUCUUACUAGUGUUUUUUAUAAAAGACGAUACUACAAAACUGAAAAUCUAGAACCUGGGUUUUUUUGUUUUUUUUUUUUUUCUUUUUUUCAAAAGGCACUGGCCCUCUAGUAUAUUGGUAAGCAAAAAAUAAACACAGCACUUUAUCUAGACAGUGCACAGAGUGUGACAGCUGACUCUAAAUAGUAUUUGAAAUUCUGCAGCCUCUGCCUUAAAUGCUACAUGUGGGUCCUCAUGAAAUGAGCAUCAUGCCUCCCUUUGCAGACUCCUGGAGAGGAAGAAACUAUGUUUGAGAAAGGCAUUCAUUCCCUUACAAUUAGGACAGAGUUUGUUCCAUUCAAAUCUCUGGGGACUGGUUAAACUUUAUUUCUAUUAUGAUUUUUAAAUCUUUUAUUAAAAACUUUAAGUCCUUUGAGAUUGUAAAUUAAGCUUAUAAAACAAACCAAACUGAGAUUAAGUAAUAAGCAUUGGUUUUCGGUAAUUUUAUUCAAAAAAAAAUUAAAGGAAGUCAGAUUAGUCAGACCACAUACACACACACACACACACACACACACACACACACACACACACAGAGAGUGGCUUUCACUGAGUGCUGGAUGUCUGCAGUAAUGUUAGCGUUUUGAGCAGUAGGCAGUGGGAAGAAAUUUUUAAUAACGCAGAACUGCCAAUAAUGUUGCAUAUCUGUUGCUCUGAGAGCAGGUAGUGGUGGUCAGUAAAGCAGAUGACUUGUGUCUGUGUCUGGAGGCACUGCCAGGUGAAGCUGGGGUGAGCGGCUGUCAGGAACUCCAGGCUGUGCUUGAAAAGUAGUCCACAGAUGGGUGUCCAAGGUUAUGUGUAACGAAGUAGUGAUUAUCCCUGCUGUGUGAUUUUCAGCUGACCCUGAAUAAUAAGCCUUUUACCUUGUCUGAUAGUGUCCUUUCCUAAGCUUUUUACAGUGACCUGAAAGCAAUCCACACAAAAGGAAGUAAUCAUCUGAGUCCCUUCUGCUUGCUUGUAGAAUAAAAUGUGUUUGUUUCCAAAGGUAUAAUCUAAGAAAGAGGUUCUAAUAAAUGUUUUAUUUCAUCAAA
Messenger RNA from Rattus norvegicus (Norway rat), 7215 nucleotides. Lineage: Eukaryota; Metazoa; Chordata; Mammalia; Rodentia; Muridae. The record is from RefSeq and is a predicted model, not a curated record.